CGGGUCCAGGUUGGCCCAUUGCUCCUGAGGGGAGGAGAGGCCGCGAGGCCGGAUGUGAGCGGAGCGGCCGCUUCCUGUUUCCCUGCAGUUCCGCUCGCCCGCCCGUCCGUCCGCCCCGCGCUUUGGGUGGUGGCCGUUCCUCCAGCGCCACCGUAACCAUUCCCCCCAGUUUACUGCCUCGUGAAAAAGCGGAGGCGGUCGGGAGUCUUUCCUCCUCCCUCCCCCCACGCUCGCACAAGCCCCGAAGUCUCGCGGGUUCUUCGUCGCCCACUUCAGAGAGCAACAGGGACCAGCGACGAAGCAGCCGCCCCGGCGAUGCAGGCCAUUAAGUGUGUGGUGGUGGGAGACGGUGCUGUAGGUAAGACAUGCCUACUCAUCAGUUAUACAACCAAUGCAUUUCCUGGAGAAUAUAUACCCACUGUCUUCGACAACUAUUCUGCCAAUGUGAUGGUUGAUGGGAAGCCAGUCAAUCUGGGUUUGUGGGAUACAGCUGGACAAGAGGACUAUGACAGACUACGCCCAUUGUCUUAUCCACAGACAGUUGAAGGAACGAAUGGUAAGGAUUUAACUCCCAGGGUGAAACGUCAACCGCUCUGCGAUGUGUUCUUAAUUUGCUUCUCCCUUGUGAGUCCUGCAUCCUUCGAAAAUGUCCGGGCAAAGUGGUAUCCAGAGGUGCGACACCAUUGCCCCAACACUCCCAUCAUACUAGUGGGAACCAAACUUGAUCUCAGAGAUGACAAAGACACUAUUGAAAAGCUGAAGGAGAAGAAACUGACUCCCAUCACCUACCCACAAGGCCUUGCCAUGGCAAAAGAGAUUGGUGCAGUAAAAUACCUAGAAUGCUCAGCACUUACACAGAGAGGCCUCAAGACAGUCUUUGAUGAAGCUAUUCGAGCAGUUCUGUGCCCCCCUCCUGUAAAGAAGAGGAAGAGAAAAUGUCUGCUACUCUAAUGUGGCCCUACCUCACCCCCCAGUUCAUUCCUUCGAACCUUCUGUGCUUUGUUUGGAACAAUGGAGCAUUCACAUCAAUGCCAAGUUCUUCUGUUUAAAAAAAUUAGUUCUCUUCUAUCAAAUUUGUUUUGAACCAUUUAUCAAUUUCUCUUUCCCCUUUGUUUAAAAGUUUAGAUUUCAUUUUUCUUCUACUAAAGAUGUCCUUAAAAAAGACAAACCUAUAUAAAAGCCUUAUUUUUUUCCAUGUCCUUUGGCUCAGAUUAAUCGAGUAUUGCCAAAUUACCUGCUAAUCUAUAUUGCAUUGUUGUGCUUUGUAUAUGGAGCACGCAAUCUGUUUUUGUAAAGUCAAGCAGGUGUCUUUAAAGAUACUAAUGUUUAUGAGGAAUUGCAAAUCCUUAUAGCCCUCGUCCCCAGAUUUCCUACCAGUAGGAAAAUGCUGCUGUUUAAUACACUCAUCCGGUUGACAGUCAUAGCAUCUUUUCUCACGCCUGAACUACUGCAAUAAUUGACUACAGAUUCCCUUUUCUAAAAUAAUAAAAAAUGCUUUUCUGCUUGUUAAGGACUGGAUUAAACCAUUUUCCUUGAAGUAUAUUGUCUUCCUUGACAGCAGUGUAUUGGUUUGAUUGCUGAAAGAGAUCUGGGUUGGUCAAGGGAAACUGCCUGGCAGUAUUUUGACACAUAAAUAUCAGUUUACACUACAUGGUCCACACGUUGGUUAAACUCAAAAGGAUUUUUUCAUUUUGUAAUAAAACCAGUAAAAUGAAAGUCUCUGUUGCAACUAAACCAGCCUUUCCCAACUAGUGGACCACCAGAUGUUGUUGGACCACAACUCCCAUCAGCCUCAGCCAGCAUUGCCAAUGGUCAGGAAAGAUGGGAAUUGUGGUCCAACAACAUCUGGUGGCCCACUAGUUGGGAAAGGCUGAACUAAACAGUAGCUGAAGGGGGAGGUUAGUGGAUUUUUUUAUGAAUCACUUGUUUGCAUUUACCAGUAUGGCAUUCAUUUUACUAUAGUUUUGAACUGGUCAUUCCCUCACAUGUUCUUGCUAGAUGCUUUUCUUGUAGACUUCCUCCUGAGCAAUAUGUAUUUUAAAAUGUGAUGCAUUUUUUGUAGAUUAGAAUAUCAAGCAUAGCUUUGUGGGUUUUUUCCUCCUGACCUAAUAGUAUACAUGCUUUUUGAAAGGCUCUCUUUAGUUUUCAGGUUAUUUGAUGUAAAAAUCAUGUGCAGCAGUUUUGCCACUUCUAGUAACUUUUUAUAUUUCACACCACCUUAAUGACCUUUCUUUAAUGUCACCAUUUGCCAGGUAUCAUUAUGCUGUAACUUUACUAACGCUGACAGUGCCCUUUUAAUCUCACUUCCUGGUGAGUGACCUAGUAAUGGUAAUUGGGUCUGUAAGAUUCUGUAACCUAGUGCUAACCAUGUUCCAUACAUCUCAGACGCUAGCAAGAACACAACAUUGAAUUGCCACCUUUCAACUACUAGAACAGAAAAAGAAAAAAAAAUGGAGUUUGCAAGGUUGUGAAGUUUUUACAUUGAUCUUUUUGGUAAUGCAAUUUAGCUAUGUUUUGCAUGUAUGACUUAAUAAAUUCUUGAAUCACUCUG
Rhineura floridana is the source of this 2551-nucleotide messenger RNA. RefSeq names its product Rac family small GTPase 1 (gene RAC1). The record is from RefSeq and is a predicted model, not a curated record. The transcript has 7 exons. The coding region runs from base 316 to 951 and encodes 211 amino acids. Lineage: Eukaryota; Metazoa; Chordata; Lepidosauria; Squamata; Rhineuridae. Gene Ontology annotation, molecular function: GTP binding; protein kinase binding; GTPase activity. Gene Ontology annotation, biological process: regulation of actin cytoskeleton organization; small GTPase-mediated signal transduction; establishment or maintenance of cell polarity. Gene Ontology annotation, cellular component: cytoskeleton; cytoplasmic vesicle; cell cortex.